UCCCCGAGAGUCCCAGUUAGUCAGUAUGUUACCAACCACGGCUCGGGACUCACCCGACAAAUCGUAUCCGUGUGCUAUUUCCCGAGAAAACAGUACGCCUCGUGGAGUGAACUUUGCAGGGAUUCGAUUGAGUUGCAUGGUUUUGACGAAAAAUAACUCACGAUGAGAGAAAUUGAGUGGGCACCACUGAAUGUGCCCUUGCGACGCCGGCUGGAGACGCUCUGUGCCUUCGGAUGGAUGAGUCUGUUUCUGUUCGGUGAGCUCGGGAUGCUGUUCACCUAUUUAUACCUAUUGAUAUUCGGUGGACUGCUCGCGAAAACGUUCUGUCUCAUCUAUGGAGCGUUCAUCUACUACGAUCGGAAAGCUGGCGUCAACGGUGGACGAGGACAGGGCGUCAAAUGGUUCCGCAACCUGUUCUGCUGGAAGCUCUUCCAGACGUACUUCCCUGCCAAACUGCAUAAAACGGUUGACCUGCCCGCGGAUCGCAACUACAUCUUCGCUGCCUUCCCACAUGGUGUACUCAGUACCGGCUGCUUCCUUAGCUUCGCCACCGACACGACCGGAUUCUACAAGCUCUUCCCCGGCAUACGGUCUCGCGUUGUUACACUCGACUUCCACCUGCUGGUUCCGGUGUUUCGCGAGUUGUGUUUCAGCUGGGGUGUGGCAUCCUGCUCCUCGGAAGGAAUGACCCAUCUUUUGACCAGUUCCAACGACCCAAAGCACCCAUCCAACAGCGACGGAUACACAUCGAAUGCGGUGGUUCUGCUCGUAGGUGGAGCCGCCGAAUCCCUCAACUGCCGACCCAACAACUUUCAACUGGUGCUGAAAAAUCGCAAGGGAUUCUGCCGGAUUGCGUUGAAUACCGGAACGGCACUCGUCCCCGUCAUCAACUUUGGAGAGCUGGAUCUGUUCGACCAACCGCCCAAUCCACCGGGAUCGAGAUUGCGACGCUUCCAGGAGUGGGUUAAGGCUACUACGGGAAUUGCUCCGGCUGCGUUUGUGGGACGUGGAUUCUUCCAGUAUUCCUUCGGACUGAUCCCACGCCGAAAGCCCAUCAAUACAGUCAUCGGAGAACCGGUUGAAGUUCCAAAGAUUACCAAUCCAUCCAAGGAGGACGUCCAAUGUCUACACGAGCGAUUCUGCAAAGCGUUGGAUGCACUUUUCGAGCAACAUAAGAGCAAAUAUGUUGAAAAUUAUGAAAAUGUCAAGCUCAUUUUAGAGUAGCGAGGAGUGGUGAUAGUUUGUUACUUAGUUAUAAUUCAAAGUCCAAAGAGGUUCGACACAGAUAUGCUCCACUUGCACGUUUAUUUAUAGUCAUCACUAGAAUCAUACAGGUUAUUGCAGUAGUGUAAUACAAAGAAUAUUUGUAGAGUUUGCAUCAUCACCGAUUGUUAUUGUAGUAAAUGAAGGAAUUAUUAGGUAAAGAUACUGUUGUAAAUGCAGAAAUGAGUUUUUCAUUUUAGCUUAAGAAGUUGCAGAACAGAGGAAGAGUAGUGUUGCACGAGAUCCAUAUUUCCGUAUUUGUAGCCGAAGUAACCAGCCGCUGCAACGGCGGUGAUGGAACAGCAGUAUAAGACGCGGGUUAGAAUCUGAAUUGAAAAGAAAAAGUAAAUAAAAAAAUAAUUGUGAA
Aedes aegypti (yellow fever mosquito) is the source of this 1630-nucleotide messenger RNA. Its product is annotated as 2-acylglycerol O-acyltransferase 2. Gene Ontology annotation, molecular function: diacylglycerol O-acyltransferase activity. Gene Ontology annotation, biological process: triglyceride biosynthetic process. The coding region runs from base 163 to 1224 and encodes 353 amino acids. The record is from RefSeq and is a predicted model, not a curated record. NCBI's taxonomy places the organism in Eukaryota, Metazoa, Arthropoda, Insecta, Diptera, Culicidae. The transcript has 6 exons. Gene Ontology annotation, cellular component: endoplasmic reticulum membrane.